Onychostruthus taczanowskii (white-rumped snowfinch) is the source of this 4455-nucleotide messenger RNA. It is a transcript of the gene CRACD, whose product is annotated as capping protein inhibiting regulator of actin dynamics. Gene Ontology annotation, biological process: negative regulation of barbed-end actin filament capping; maintenance of gastrointestinal epithelium. The coding region runs from base 214 to 4455 and encodes 1413 amino acids. Lineage: Eukaryota; Metazoa; Chordata; Aves; Passeriformes; Passeridae. The record is from RefSeq and is a predicted model, not a curated record. The transcript has 11 exons.
GCCCCGCGCCGCUCUCUCCUGUCGUCUGCAGACAAGAAAAGGGCAGGCAAAUUCCAGCCUUUCAAGAAGCUCUUCGGCAAGAGGAAGAAAAGAGAGCCCGCCUCAGAGUGCGAGGAGCCCAAACUGAAGCCCAGCCACUCCUUCGGCAACAUCUGCAACGGCGCCUUCUCCUCGGAUGACGAGCCGGGCGGGCUGAGAUCCUCCCAUUAUUCUAUGGGCAGUCGAGCUUUUUCCCAUGACAGUAUUUUCAUACCUGAUGGGAGAACAGAGAGUGAACAGGCCAUUCAAGCAAUGUCACAGGAGAACGUUUUAGGAAAAGUCAAAAUUCUUCAGCAACAGUUGGCCAAAAAUAUAAAAUUUGGGCAGCCUCCACAAAUGACAAUUUCUGCAAGGACGAUGGGGGAAGCAAACGCCAGUGCAGAAGAUGAUGCACUGCUCAGCAGCCCCAUGGAGACUGAGACCCAGCAGGACACAGUGAUCUCAGACUGCAGUAAUAAAUCCACUGACACUCCAGAUUUCUUGAGAAAAAUGAAUUUUCUUGGAACAGGACAUGAAAUGGAAGAAAAGGUCACUCCAAUGAAGUCAGCUCGGCCAAAAAGACAGUUUUCCUGUUCUGGCACAAUUGAAACAAUCAAUUUGGAUUCAGUUCCUCAGGCUCUUGCUCGUCUAGACAACAGUGCAGCUAAGCACAAACUGUCAGUGAAGCCAAAAAAGCAGAGGAUGUCAAGACAGCACAAGAGAUUGACAAAGGGAUCACAAAGUUUAACAAUAACAGAAUUUGAGCCAGAGGACCUAGAAACUCAGCUGUAUGAGGACAUAUACCCAGGAUAUAAUGGACGCUUCACAGCAGACAAGCUAAUCCACGACAGAGAUGAGCAGAAGCAGCUUCAGCUGACAAAGCAAAAAAGAAUUGAAGAUCACUGGGGUAUCCUUGAAGCUGAAAGGAUAAGACAGAUUGUAGAAAUGGAAGAACAAAGAGAAAUUGAAGAAAAAAGGUGCCAAGAACUUGAGGAGAUACGGAAAGAACAGGAAAAAAGACGCUGUGAAGAAGAGAGGAGGCAAUACCUCCUUGAUGAGGAGAAAUUGAAAAUAGAAGAGCAAACAUGCCAUAAAGAUGAAAGAAGACUGAUGAAGGCUGAAAAAAGGCAAGAGCUGGAACAGCAGAUGCAGAAGGAGUUGGAGGAACAACAUAGACAAAACCUGGAGGAGAAGAGGCACUGGCAAGUGGAGGAACAACAGAGACGAGAGCUAGAGGAGCAGAAGCUCAAGGAACAGGAAGAACAACAGAGACGAGAGCUGGAGGAGCAGAAGCUCAAGGAACAGGAGGAACAGAGACAAGAACUGGAGGAACAACAUAGACAAAACCUGGAGGAGAAGAGGCACUGGCAAGUGGAGGAACAACAGAGACGAGAGCUAGAGGAGCAGAAGCUCAAGGAACAGGAGGAACAACAGAGACGAGAGCUGGAGGAGCAGAAGCUCAAGGAACAGGAGGAACAGAGACAAGAACUGGAGGAGCAGAAGCACCAGGAACAGGAAGAGCAGAGAUGUCAGGAAUUGGAGGAGGAGAAGCAUCAGGAAUGGGAAGAGCAGAAGCACAAAUAUCUGGAGGAGAAACAGAGACAAGAGCUGGAGGAGCAGAAGAGGUUAGCACUGAAAGAAUUAAAGCAAGAUAGGACUGCAAAAGACAGUCGAAAGGAAGAAGAAAGAAACUGGCUGGAGGAACAAACAGAGCUCAAGAAAGAAAAUAAGGAAGAAACACAGCAACAAGAACUAGAAGAGAAAGACCUUGAAGAAGUUGAAAUAAAACUAAAGCAGGAGAAAGAGCCUGAGAGCCUCAAACAAGAGAAGGAACAGGAGGAACAAAGACAGCAUUUGAAGGAGAAAGUAAAGACAGAGAAAGAACAACCCCAGCAAGUGACAGAUAAGAAAAAGAAACGGGAAGAGCAGAGGAAACACAAACUCACAAAACAAAUGCACAUGGAAAGUUCAGACUGUGUUCUACAAGAUGAACUGAAGCAGCAAAAGGAACAAAACGGACAUGAAUGGAGCAAGCUGAAAGAGCAGAAGGUAGACACAGAAGGACAAAAUCUUCAGCCAAAACAAGAAAAAUCCUUGGAACAGCCACAGGAAAAAGAUCAGUUGUGUUCUGCUGGAGGGGCUGCUAGGCAUCCAGCAGAGGAGAGGCUCCAAGAAGGAUCAAGUUUCCAAAAAGUCAAACAGCCAGAAAAAGGGACUAAAACAGCAGAAGAAAUACUAGCCCAGAAACUGAAAAAAGAAGUUGAGGCUCAGGAGCAGAAACGCAUAGGGGAAGAACUUCGGUGGCAAGAGGUAGAUGAAAGACAAAUGGCAUCCAGACCCUUCACAUUCCAAGUGUCUUCUGGAGAUAAACAGAUCAUAUUUCAGAAAGUAAAUCUGAGUCCUGUUAUGCCCAUCAAAGGAGCAGGACUCUCUUCUCCAUCUGUCAAAGACUGCAAGGUGCACACUACCAGUAAGGGCUCUCAUUCCCUCCCGUCAUCAGUGUGUGUACCCCACACAGCUAUUUUGGUUACUGGAGCGCAGCUGUGUGGCACAGCAGUGAACUUGAACCAGAUUAAGGACACGGCUUGCAAAUCAUUACUUGGCUUAACAGAAGAGAGGAAAAAUGUGGAUGUUCCCUCUCCAGAGAAGUCUGAGAGAAAAAAGCAGGAUCCCAAACCCAGCAGCAGUAAAAUGAAACAUGCACAAGAGGCAUUGAACAACCAGGCGGUGCUGGCUGAGUGGGCCUCUAUCCGCUCCAGAAUCCUAAAGAAUGCAGAAAACAACAAAUAUAAUGAGAGAGACCGAGUGACUGCCUGCAGGCACAGUGAUGACUGGACACCCCGAGGACGUGGUGCUCCCCACGGCAACUUGAGAAAAACCCUCUCUGCAAAUGCAAAGUUCUCAAUAACACCAGCAUGGCAGAAAUUUUCAGACGUUUCAAAAGCCAAUUCAGAUGCUGAGAAUGUAAAUGUGGCAAAAGGCAAUGAAACAGUGGCUGUGGGGAGAACCACUGGCUCAUCUGCUGAUUCAAAGGAGGAUGUGGUUCCCACUUUUAAGGAUAACUUAGCUGAAAAGCCUAAAGAGAAAAUGGAAACCCAUAGGGAAGUGACAGACAACACUGAAGGCUGUAAAUUUGCAAAAGAUCUUCCAUCAUUCCUUGUUCCAAGUUUUCCACAUUCUAUGGGGAAGGAAUUACCCCAGCCAGAACUUCCCAGUGCUCUGGAAAAUCAGCAGAGUAACAGCACAAAAAAAGCAGAUAAACCACCAUCAAAUGGAGAAGAAAAUGUUUCUCCUUUUGGGAUUAAGUUACGAAGGACAAACUACUCUUUACGUUUUCAUUAUGAUCAACAGGCAGAGCAAAAGAAAAAGAAAAGAUACAGUGCAGGAGACAGUUUUGAUGGUGUGCCUGACCCACUCACCUCAACAGAAGGUGAGAAAGAAUCCUCUGUUUUCACUUCACAAGAAAGUACCUCUCCUGGCACUGGGAGAGCAAACAUCCCUGGCAAUUUAAAAGACUCUUCAGUUACUGUGGUGGAGUUUUCAACACCUGUGGGCACACCAGUGGUCCCACCAGCCACGGGCCAGAGUGCUCUACCUGCUCAUGAGAAACCAGCAUGCAAGUCACUGGUCCCACAGAAACCUGCUUUAGCUCCAAAGCCAACCAGCCAGACCCCACCAUCAUCUCCUCUCUCUAAAAUGAACAGAUCAAACCUGUCUGAAAUGCUGGGGCAAAGGGUGGCUAAAGCUGAAUCAGAUGGUGGCUGGAGAAAAGAAGACAGAGCAAAUGCAGCCCAACCCACACCAUCCAAUGACUACAAAAAUGAAGAGGAAGAAAUCAAAGAAAAGAAGUCAUUUUUCCCAUCUCUAAGUAUUCCAUGGAGAGAAAAAAAUGACAAAAAGCCUGAGCCAUUGAAGAAAGAAAAGCCUGUCCUUCAGAGCAGGCACUCUGUAGAUGGCUCUAAAUUGUUGGAAAAAGUGGAAACUUCGCAACCACUUUGGAUUACAUUAGCACUGCAAAAGCAAAAGGGAUUUCGUGAGCAGCAAGCUACGAGGGAAGAGAGAAGACAAGCCAGAGAGGCAAAGCAAGCAGAGAAACUGGCUAAAGAAAAUGCUGCUGUAAGUAAUCAGUCAGAUAACAAAAGCAGCAGCAGCAAAACAAGCACACUGCAGAAAUCUACAACUCAAGAAGGAGAGAAGAAAAUUGAGACUGCUGUGUCAAGACUAGAAAGAAGGGAGCAUCUAAAAAAGUCGAACACCCUUCCAACUUCUGUGACAGUGGAAAUUUCAGAUUCUGUUCCAUCAACCCCAGUGACAAAGGAGGUGGCCAAGAGAUUCUCUACACCUGAUGCUAACCCAGUGUCAACAGAACCAGCCUGGCUUGCACUAGCCAAGAGGAAAGCAAAAGCCUGGAGUGACUGUCCACAGAUCAUCAAGUAA